Molecule: messenger RNA, 1514 nt
Organism: Exophiala xenobiotica
Lineage: Eukaryota; Fungi; Ascomycota; Eurotiomycetes; Chaetothyriales; Herpotrichiellaceae
Exons: 2
Coding region: 221-760 (179 amino acids)
Source: RefSeq, a predicted model, not a curated record
CAUUUGGGUGUCAUUCGAAAACACGAGGUUGAAUGACAUCAUCUGGUUCUUCGGUUCUGACUGCGUCUUGCUCCUCUUCGCGUCCAUCUCACUACGAUCAGACUCCUGCAUACCUAGUCUUCGAAGAGAACAUUCUGAAGCAGACCUGUCUAUAGCUUACCUCAAUCAUCUUUCCAUUACACCGCUCCCCCAACUUCCUGCUUCCCAUAGCCGACUCAUCAUGCUACUCCGAACGGCUAUCCGACCGUCCGCGUUUCGCUCGAUAGCCAAAUCAAUACCUGCCGCUCCAAUACGGUCACCAUUCAACCGUCCCGUGGCCAUAGCAUUUGGACUUUCCCUUGGUGCCACGCCUUUCCUGCAUCCUCGAACCACAGCCAGACUAGACUCGUCGCCUUCUUCCCCUCAAGCUGCGGAAUUCAGUAGCACUCCUUACACUCAUUCACGAGAUGCCAGAACGCCCUUGACAAAAGAUGGGAGGACUCUCAACCCAGCUGCUGUCAAGCAGAUCAGCUUAGGGGCAAUAUUAGGACUAGGAGCAGGAGUGCUGCUGUCCGCUUUCUCUCGGAUGUUAACACUGAUUAUCGGCCUGGGAAUUGUGAUCUGGCAGUAUGCUGCUCGCAAAGGCUACAACUUCAUCCCCGUGGAGCGCAUGCAGCGGCAUGUGAGGAACAUUGACCUGCGCAGUGCCAUUAACAAUAACGUGGCCUUCAAGAUCAGUUUCGGUCUCAUGUUUGCUUUGACUGCGUUUGGAGAGUUCUGAAUGACAUGAUACACGCCCGAUUGGUCUUCGGUUGGUAUGUCUCGGAUACAUAACGAUAUCUUCCUCGACUUGAAAAAGAAAAUAGUAAUUCCAAGGCUCGCUUUGGGCACGUCCUGUGGACAUCGGCGUGGACAGAAUUAUUCACUAAUUAUUGCCGGACUUCGAGGACAUGGUGUUGUCGUCCACAAAGCUUGCAAAACCAGCCAUGCGUCAAUGAUCUAUGGUCUGGAGUUGUGUCAAGAAGAUUGCUACGAGUCUUCGAAGCUUGACUUCGGCUUCAUCGCGUCGUUGCUGAGAGGUGCAGCAACUAAAUCAAUCGCCUUCCGCAACUGUCAGCCUCGUCGGUCUCAUAAAGCUGCGACUGCUUAAGCACAUGGCAUAAGACCAAGAAAUCGAGUCUCGAAAAGCGAUGAAUGUUCUGCACCAUAUAUUCCUCCUUCACUUCUUUCCUUCCGUCACGAUCAAGCUUGAGAGUUGCCCAUGAGCUUGUCUUGCUCCUCCUCACCACUGCCCUCCGAGCCCUGACUGACGCUGGUCCUGCUUCUUCGCCCAUGAUGAUUAUCCCGGUCAUCCUCUUCGGCCCCUCGUACCAUCCCACCAACGUCAACACCAACACCGACAUGUCCCGCAGGCAAAAGAUUCAACCUAUCCUCCUCUUCAUCCAAAUGCCCAUGUACUCUCCAAAAAGCCCAACCCGCCACGGCCGCAAUGACCCCCAUAAUCGCAUAAUUCCAGACCAGCAAUGGAUCCGUCG